Messenger RNA from Daktulosphaira vitifoliae (grape phylloxera), 2127 nucleotides. RefSeq names its product pentatricopeptide repeat-containing protein 1, mitochondrial. Bases 180 to 2012 code for a protein of 610 amino acids. The transcript has 11 exons. Gene Ontology annotation, cellular component: mitochondrial matrix. Gene Ontology annotation, biological process: tRNA 3'-end processing. The record is from RefSeq and is a predicted model, not a curated record. Gene Ontology annotation, molecular function: protein binding; tRNA binding. NCBI's taxonomy places the organism in Eukaryota, Metazoa, Arthropoda, Insecta, Hemiptera, Phylloxeridae.
UUUUCGCGGUUGCCAAUCCGUAUCUUUGAUAAGAAGAUAAUCUUGCAUUAUAAUUUGUUAUAAGAUGCUUGCAACAUUUUCAAAAUAAUUUCAUUUAUAGUUAUAGCAUAUAAUACUCAAAAAAUUUUGUCUACAUACUAAGAUACGAUCAUUCAGAGGUUCUGUACAUAAAAUACUAAAUGUUUACUUGUAAAAGAUUAUUGCAGCAAUUAGUACUUGGUUCUCUUAGAAAGAAAUGUUUAAAAUCAUAUAAUAUUAAUGGAUAUCAUUUAUCAAAAUUAAAAAAUUUAACAACAUUUAGUUUUCGGAAAAAAACAGAAUCUAUAUCAUUUACAGAUUUACAAAAAAAUGAAAAUGAUUGUGAUAUUUUUGGUACACUGAGUAAUAAAAUAGAACAUAAUGAUAAAUUGGAUUCUCUACCACCUGAACCAGAUGAUAAAAUAGAAUAUGAAAAAAGUGAACAAAAAAGAAGAUUAUACAUUACUGAAUAUCAUAAGAUAAUUCAGGACUUUAUUAGUCAAAACAAAUUAUCUGAAGCUAUUGAUGUACUUGAAACAAGAAUGUUAAAAGAUGAGAAGGUUAGGCCAGAUUACUAUGCUUUUAAUUUAUUAAUUAGUUCGUGUGGCAGAGUAGGAUAUGUUCAAAAAGCAUUUAGUUUAUUCAAUCAAAUGAAAAAAAUUGGUGUCAAAACUACACCUGCUACAUAUACUUCUUUAUUCAAUGCCUGUUCUAAUUCACCUUAUAAAGAUGAUGCAUUAAAAAGGGCUAAAAAAUUACAUAAUUUAAUGACACUAAAAUGUAUUGAACCAAAUAUUUUCAACUAUCAUGCUAUGAUUAAAGCAUUCGGUAGAACUGGAGAUUUAUUGACAGCUUUUUCUUUAGUGGAUGAAAUGGUAACCAAACAGUACAAGUUGAAAGAUGAAACUUUUAAUUUUCUUUUACAAGCAUGCAUAUCUGACAAAAAAGCUGGUUUUAGACAUUGUCUUCUUGUUUGGCGAAAAAUGAUUUCUAAACAUGUUAGACCAUCAUUGUAUUCGUAUAAUCUUUUAUUAAAAUGUACCAGAGAAUGUGGUAUUGGCGAUGAAUUUGAAACUCGCAAAAUAAUUGGCCAAAUUGUUAAUGAUCCUCACUUAUUAAAUCAAGAAAAAAGUUAUGAUGAAGUUAACAAGCAACACCUUGAUUAUAGAAAUUCAAGUCAUCACUAUACUAUAAAUAAUAAUAAUAAUGAAAUUUUAAUUAUUGACAAUCGACCCAAUCUCUUAGAUAGGAAGCCAUACUUUGGAAACAUUGUUAGCAUAAAUGAUAUAAAAAAUCCAGCUGAUAGGUUAAUGUUACUGGGUGGAUGUUCAGGAUUUUUAAAAAAUAUGAAAUUUAAUAAAGUUAAGCCAGACAUCAAAAUAUUUACCCAACUAGUAGAAGCUAUACCUUCAACACUAACAGCUGAACAAAAUCUAUUGCUUGAAAUAUCCAAGUCUGACAUUCAACUUGACAUUGAUUUCUGCAAUAUAUUAAUUAAAAAAAGGAGUUUAAGAUGUGAUUAUGAAGAAGCAAAAAAUGUUUUAAGUCUAAUAAGUUCUGAGGACCUAAGUGUAGACAUAGUUACAUUUGGCGUUUUAGCUUUGGGUUGUAAAAAUAAAUUUCAAGCUAAGGAUCUCAUAAAAUCAAUGGUUGAUCAUGGGUUUCGAGUCAAUGCAGAAAUAUUGGGUACCAUGCUCGGACAAGCUUGUUAUCAUUAUAAUUUUGGGUAUGUCAUUUAUACUAUGAAUAUGAUUAAACAUGAAGAAAUCAAACCUAAUAAUAUUUUCAUGGAACGUUUAAAAAGUUUUGAUGAAAAUAUAAAAAGUUUAAUGAAAAAACGGGAAAAUAAAGAUGAAAAAUCCUUAGAUUUUGUUCAUAGUUAUUACUUUAAAGAAGGAUAUAGAAAAUUUCAAAACUUUUACAAAAAGUGGAUUAGCGAGGUUAAUGUAGAAGAAAAUCUUCUACCUUGGGAUCAAUUCCGCAAACAAAAAUAAUCAGAUAAAUAUCCAUCAUCAAUUCAAUGUAUGCAAAAACACAAUGACAAAUUUUGUGUAAUGUUAUCUAUUUUUGUAAAAAAACUUUUAUGAAUAAAAAAUCCUACAAAAUCUA